This is a messenger RNA of Drosophila rhopaloa, 1518 nucleotides long. Its product is annotated as tektin-B1. Bases 119 to 1417 code for a protein of 432 amino acids. The record is from RefSeq and is a predicted model, not a curated record. Gene Ontology annotation, biological process: cilium movement involved in cell motility; cilium assembly. Lineage: Eukaryota; Metazoa; Arthropoda; Insecta; Diptera; Drosophilidae. The transcript has 3 exons. Gene Ontology annotation, cellular component: nucleus; microtubule cytoskeleton.
UCGAUGUUUCGGCCGACUAUUUCAGUCCACUUUGAGAGUUCUAGUUGACAGCAUACAUUUUCUGAAAUUACUGAAGAAUAAAUCCAAUUGUUUAAUUGAAAACUUUAAAACAUACACAAUGGCCUUCCAUUCGGUGGUAACGAUGGAGAAGCCGCUCCAGCACAUAUCGCUGACGGACUGGUACGCCCGGGUAAACCAGAUGCGCAAUGUGGCGGAUGCCCGGAGGUCAGACGCCUUCGCUAUGCGCCAUUCAUCCAGAUCGCUGAGAAACGAGACGAGGAUCGAGGGCGACUGGGCCAACUACGAGACCAAUGAAGCCCUGACAGAUCGUAUAUCAGAAUUGAAUCGCUGGAGGGAUAUAAUCUCAAAGUCCUUCGAGAGGAUCGAGCGCGAGAUCUUUAUGCUGCAGGAGGAGAAGAACGCCACGGAACGGGAGUUGGAGGCACUGGCGGGUCCGAUCUCCGUUAUAGCCGAAUGCCUCACCAUGAGGGAUGGUCGUCUUGGGUCGGAGAUCACCUACGACGAGGCCGAUACGGAGAUAAAGAACGAACUGGUCGUAUUGGAGAAUAACCAAAGGCUGCUAGCUGAUCGUUGCCAGAAGGCGUGGGAAAAGCUAAAUCGACUGGAGGAGGUGCGCUUCAAGAUCGGCCUGGAGAUCGAAUUUAAGGUGGAGGCGGUGCAGCUAGACAACUCUCAGUUGGCUCUCGAUCGCAACUCGGCGAAUAUCUCCUACAAGCCGGAUCCCACCAGGAACCCAAAGAAUUCCUGCUCCUACGAGACCUGGCUGGAGAACGUGAAGAAUAUUAAGCUGCUGGCGGAGAAUGAGCUUGCGGAUACGUACGCCAUCCGGGAGGCUUUGUUCGUGUGCCGCGAGAAGGCACGCAACAUGCUCCAGUCCCAACAGGAGCGGGCAGAGCACACCAUUCGCAAGCGUAUUUUCGAAACGCAGCGGGCCAGGAACGAACUGGAGUGGCAGCAGCUCAAGAUGAAGGACGAGAUGGAGAAGGCGAUGUGUGAGAUUCGCACCUCGGAGAAUGCACUACGGGACAAGACCGAUGCCCUGAAACUGGCUGAAACGCGGCUGGAGAACCGGGCCCAGAGGUCGGGAAUGGAACUGUGCAUGGACCAGGCGCACGACAUGCUCUGCCUGGAGGUGGAGAAGCUACGCGAGAUCCGACGACGCCUGCAGGCCAAGAUCGACGAAAGCAAGACCAACUUUAAUCUGCUAGAGGAGCACGGCAAGAGGAUCGACGUGGAUCUGGAGAACAAGCAGCACUCGCUGAUGACGGACAUCAGGGCUUUAGAUCUGCGUAUGCGCCUCCGAGGAGGGGAAUUUGGUACCAAGGUGACAGGCUCCUCCCAAACAGACAGGAACAUUACUCUCACACGCAUGGAGGAAGAGAUUCCCAAGGAUUAGACUGUCUUUUAAAAUAUCACUCAUUCAAUGCAUUUACCCUGACGUUCAUUGCUCGUUGUAAUUUUGUCCAAAUUUUGGUGAAUAAAUGCUAAAAUUCCAAA